Molecule: messenger RNA, 474 nt
Organism: Carcharodon carcharias (great white shark)
Lineage: Eukaryota; Metazoa; Chordata; Chondrichthyes; Lamniformes; Lamnidae
Gene: cplx3a
Product: complexin 3a
Exons: 3
Coding region: 1-474 (157 amino acids)
Biological process (GO): regulation of neurotransmitter secretion; neurotransmitter transport; synaptic vesicle exocytosis
Cellular component (GO): terminal bouton; SNARE complex
Molecular function (GO): syntaxin binding
Source: RefSeq, a predicted model, not a curated record
AUGGCUUUCAUGGUCAAGACUAUGGUCGGGGGCCAGUUGAAGAAUCUGACGGGGGGCCUUGGAGGCGAGGAUAAGGGCGAGGGAGAAAAAUCGGAAGCCGCCGCCCAAGGGAUGACAAGAGAGGAAUUUGAGGAGUACCAGCGGCAGCUGGUAGAAGAAAAAAUGGAGCGUGAUGCCAAUUUCGCUCAAAAAAAGGCAGAACGAGCAACACUGAGAACACAUUUGAGAGACAAGUACAAGCUCCCAAAGAGUGAAUUAGAUGAGAAUCAGAUCCAACUGGCUGGCGGCGAUGUGGAACUGCCCAAAGAGUUGGCCAAAAUGAUUGAGGAGGAUAACGAAGAGGAGGCAGAAAAGGACUCUGUGUUGGGGCAGCUGACCAGCAUUCAGAACCUUGAUCUUGACACCUUGAAAGACAAGGCUCAAGCGACCCUGGAAGACUUCAAGCAAACAGCAGAAAAAUGUUGCAUCAUGUGA